Ectocarpus sp. CCAP 1310/34 is the source of this 557-nucleotide messenger RNA. The record is from the annotation of a GenBank genome assembly. NCBI's taxonomy places the organism in Eukaryota, Phaeophyceae, Ectocarpales, Ectocarpaceae.
AUGGCGUCCGUCCUGUCCGGCUUCGAAGACAGCGGCAUCUACGCCUGGCGCGCGGAAGGCGGCAAGCUGGCCAAGAACCUCAAGGGGCACUCGUCCGCGGUGGACAGGGUACUGCUGGUAGGCCCCAAGCACGAGGUCACGGCGAGCGCGCGCACGCACAUGGCGCUGUGGAUGGACGCGGGUUUGGAACCGGGGCAGUAGGCAGUGGGUAUUCAUCCGGCGGGUGGUGUCUCUUUGUCGCUAGGUGCACUGCACUACACCUACGGCUGUCCAAAAGUAGUCUUGUUGUGAACUCCCAGAGAACAUAGUCUAGUCUACGUGUCAUUAAGUUUUUGCGUGAGUUUUGUUGGAUCAGCUCGCACCCUCGAAACAUUUGUUGUCACGCAUGGAGAAUUCCUUGCAUUAUCGUUCUCUCUCUGUUUUCCCGGAAGCUGCUGUAUGGUAGCUCGGAGUACCUCACGCAAGGGAGAAUUGUGUGAAUGGUAACGGCAUCGCCCCAUGGUAGCAUGUAGCAUAUGAAGACGGUUGCUACAAUCGCGAAAUCUACCCACUGCUUC